Molecule: messenger RNA, 2454 nt
Organism: Phyllostomus hastatus (greater spear-nosed bat)
Lineage: Eukaryota; Metazoa; Chordata; Mammalia; Chiroptera; Phyllostomidae
Gene: PEA15
Product: proliferation and apoptosis adaptor protein 15
Exons: 4
Coding region: 134-526 (130 amino acids)
Biological process (GO): negative regulation of extrinsic apoptotic signaling pathway via death domain receptors; MAPK cascade
Molecular function (GO): protein binding
Source: RefSeq, a predicted model, not a curated record
AAGGCAGUGCUGGGCUCUGGCUCUGCGGGCGGAAGCGGCGCCACGGCGGGAGCCGAGGAGAAGGCUCCGGACGCUGCUCAGGAACCCGGGACGCCGGUGUGCCCGCGCCCUGCGCACUCAGCCCCAAAGCGUCAUGGCUGAGUACGGGACCCUCCUCCAGGACCUGACCAACAACAUCACUCUUGAAGAUCUGGAGCAGCUCAAAUCAGCCUGCAAGGAGGACAUCCCCAGUGAGAAGAGUGAAGAGAUCACAACAGGCAGUGCCUGGUUUAGCUUCUUGGAGAGCCACAACAAGCUGGACAAAGACAACCUCUCCUACAUUGAGCAUAUCUUUGAGAUCUCUCGCCGUCCUGACCUACUCACUAUGGUGGUCGACUAUAGAACACGUGUUCUAAAGAUCUCUGAGGAGGAUGAGCUGGACACCAAGCUAACCCGUAUCCCCAGUGCCAAGAAGUACAAAGACAUUAUUCGACAGCCCUCUGAGGAAGAGAUCAUCAAAUUGGCUCCUCCACCGAAGAAAGCCUGAGCAAGGGGAGGAAGAGGAGGAAGGUUGGACCUUCAUAGGACCACUCCCUUCCCCCAGUCUCCAGGGGAGGGGGCAAAGGGCACCCCCCCAAAUCUACCCACUUACUAACCUGGUCCUAACCCCCUUACUGUGCGCGUGUGUGUGCGUGUGCGCACGCUCUGGCUGUCUGUCUACGUGUCUAGCUCAUCUAGCUCCUCUUCCUUAUGAGGGGCUGGGGGUCAGAGGCUGGGGGAGAGAACACUGUUUUCCCACUCUAGGGAAACUAUGAAUAUAGAAAUGGGCACAUUCCUUCUACAUCCCCUUCCUCCACUCUUCUCCCACAUCUGUCAAGGGUAAGAGCAGAAAGGACUUGCAUUUUCCUGCAUAGAGAAGCAGAGGUGGGGGCGAGAUGAGAUGAUCUAAUAAAAAGCAGUGGGAAAGAAGGUGAAGGAGCUGCCCAUCCCCCACCUGGGAAGGGCACAGAAAAGCCAGAGUUUAGUGUUAGUUCCUGAUGCUGGACAGGCUAGAGUUGUUUCCAGCUAUUCCUCAGGUUGAAGGGUCUAGGCACCAGCAGGUCUCUUUUUGCGCCCCUCUUAUGUGCCCAGGAUGGGUAUGAGCCAGGGAUCUAAUGACAGAGGACCACUGGAUCCUUUUCUGGCCCCAAAACUCUAACCCAACAGAGCACUCAGUAUUAGAUACAGCCCCACCCCUGACCUCUGCUCUAGUGAAACUGUGCUGGGAAAAUGCCCCACUGAGCCUGAAAUGGAGCUAAAGGGCAGAAAGAGGGUCCUUUUCCACUUCUUCAUUCCUACUCAAGACUGUUGCACAUAUUGACCCUGAACCUUGGGAGGUUGGGGAAUGAGAUCCUUAGGUUUUAACUCCAAUUCUGCCCCUGCCUACAGGGUCCCAGGAUGGUUAUUGUAGAAGACUUUCCCUCUUUACCUGGUCUAGAAUACCCCAAGCCCAAAAGAAGGGAAGAAGUUAAUUACAGUGUUUUUCUUUGCACUGAUCCCAAAUUCAAUCCAGGAAGGAACUUGAUAACCCCACUCCCUCCAUAUCCCCACACUGUGGGCUUGUGAAUGCCUCCUAGCCGAAUCACUACAGUACAGUGCCCCCAGCCUCCUGCCUGUCCAAGAUGACCCCCCCCGACCGUGCUAACUGUGUGUACAUAUAUUCUACAUAUAUGUAUAUUAAACCCACACUGCCAUGUCUGCCCUUUUUUGUGGUGUCUAGCAUUAACUUAUUGUCUAGGCCAGAGUGGGGGUGGGAGGGGAAUGCCAAAUGAAGGGAGUUGAAAAGUCAAAUAGCUACAUAGUCAAAACUUUUUUUAACUUUAAAUUCACAUGUAAUCUCAAGAGACUAUUUACAGAGAGUUUAAGUUAGGAGCUUUUUGGAUGUGAGAGCAAAACUCUUAAUGGGAGGGGAGGGCUAGCUGUUGGAAGAGGGAGGAAGCCAGACUGGUUGGAGAGUACCUUCUACUCCUAGCCCAGCCCAGCCUUCCUGUCCCCUCUGGCCACUGCUGCAGACACCUGCCUUAACACAUGCACCUCGAGUACUCCACAAUUUUGCCUUAAAGGACCUUCCCAAGUUCCCCCAGCCUUGUCUGGCUUCUCCCUCUAGAGGGAUAAUUGUAGAAUUGGGAGGGGUAAAUGAGCAUGAAUUGUCCUUCCAGUCAAGACAGUUUAUAUGAGCAAAGGAGCGAGAGAAUGAAUAUGAAUGAGAAUGAAUAAGGAGUUUUCUGUUAAGAGAGGAGAGGAUGAGAUGGGGAGAAGGAAGACAUGGUCAUUUUCAGCAGUCUAAUUUCUCUGUAAGGCAAAAUAAUCUUAAAAGGCUAAUCUGCCCUCCCACCCUCUGUACUGCUGUGAGAGUGCUCCGUCCUGUGCUCCUCUGUGUGUAGUGUGCACGGCCUUGUUCUAACCCUGGAAUAAAGGUGACUGACCAUAACUGUA